AUGACUUCUUUCGAGGGUGACACUGGCCCCUACCUGCAGUACGCCCACGCUCGUUUGUGCUCCAUCGUCCGCAAGUCCGGAUUGAACAUCGACGAGCUUGACUCCGCCAACUUGGACCUUCUGACCGAGCGCCACGCCCACGACCUUGCACGCUUGCUGGCCCAAUGGCCCGAUACCCUGCUGAAUACCACCCGCACCCUGGAACCCACCACCGUUCUCACCUACCUUUUCCGCAUGACCCACAUCCUUAGCUCCAGUUACGACGUGCUCAAGGUGGUGGGUAGCGAGCCCGAGGUCAAGAAGGCUCGCAUGGCUCUCUACGAGUCUGCCCGACAGGUUCUGCACAACGGAAUGCGGGUGUUGGGUCUCAGCCCCGUUCAGCGGAUGUAA
This is a messenger RNA of Aspergillus melleus, 390 nucleotides long. Its product is annotated as arginyl-tRNA synthetase. Gene Ontology annotation, biological process: mitochondrial translation; arginyl-tRNA aminoacylation. The transcript has 2 exons. NCBI's taxonomy places the organism in Eukaryota, Fungi, Ascomycota, Eurotiomycetes, Eurotiales, Aspergillaceae. Bases 1 to 390 code for a protein of 129 amino acids. The record is from RefSeq and is a predicted model, not a curated record. Gene Ontology annotation, cellular component: mitochondrion. Gene Ontology annotation, molecular function: arginine-tRNA ligase activity; ATP binding.